Marmota monax (woodchuck) is the source of this 10513-nucleotide messenger RNA. RefSeq names its product ninein (gene Nin). Bases 287 to 6697 code for a protein of 2136 amino acids. Gene Ontology annotation, biological process: microtubule anchoring at centrosome; centrosome localization; centrosome-templated microtubule nucleation. The transcript is spliced from 31 exons. Gene Ontology annotation, cellular component: centrosome; ciliary transition fiber; centriole. NCBI's taxonomy places the organism in Eukaryota, Metazoa, Chordata, Mammalia, Rodentia, Sciuridae. Gene Ontology annotation, molecular function: calcium ion binding. The record is from RefSeq and is a predicted model, not a curated record.
CUGAGGCCGAGCCGGGAGCUGAGCGCGCUGGGCGCGGCCGUCCCGCUGCCGCCCUCGCCGAGCCCCGAGUGCGCCCGCGGCCAUGCUCUCCGCGGUAGCGCCGGGAGCCUGAGCCCCGGGACGCGAGCACUGGAGGCAGGCAGCCGGGUGUGCGGGCGCUCCGGAGAGGCCGACAGAAGGUAGGCGAGGGCGGCGGGGGCCGAGAGAGCGUGCUGCCUGGUGACACAAUGGAGUGUCUCAGGCUUCUGGUGGUGGCGAUGGACAGGUGAGCGCUGUGGGCUAUGGGAUGGAUGAGGUGGAGCAGGACCAGCAUGAGGCCCGACUCAAGGAGCUGUUUGACAGUUUUGACACGACAGGCACCGGGUCCCUUGGACAGGAAGAACUCACUGACCUUUGCCACAUGCUAAGCUUGGAGGAGGUGGCCCCGGUACUGCAACAGACACUGCUUCAGGACAACCUCUUGGGCAGGGUGCAUUUUGACCAAUUCAAAGAAGCAUUAAUACUAAUCUUGUCUAGGACUUUGUCUAAUGAGGAGCACUUUCAAGAACCAGACUGCUCCCUGGAAGCUCAGCCCAAAUAUGUUAGAGGUGGGAAGCGUUAUGGACGAAGGUCCUUGCCUGAGUUUCAAGAAUCUGUGGAGGAGUUUGCAGAGGUGACAGUAAUUGAGCCACUAGAUGAAGAAGCGCGACCUUCACACAUCCCAGCUGGUGACUGCAAUGAGCACUGGAAGACGCAACGCGGUGAGGAGUAUGAAGCAGAAGGCCAGCUACGGUUUUGGAACCCAGAUGACUUGAGUGCCUCACAGAGUGGGUCUUCCCCUCCCCAAGACUGGAUAGAGGAGAAACUGCAGGAGGUUUGUGAUGAUCUGGGGAUCACCCGGGAUGGUCACCUGAACCGGAAGAAGCUGGUCUCCAUCUGCGAGCAGUAUGGUUUGCAGAAUGUUAAUGGGGAGAUGCUUGAAGAAGUAUUUCAUAAUCUUGAUCCCAAUGGCACAAUGAGUGUAGAAGAUUUUUUCUAUGGCUUGUUUAAAAAUGGAAAAUCCCUUACACCGUCAGCCUCUACUCCUUACAGACAACUGAAAAGGCACCUCUCCAUGCAGUCCUUUGAUGAGAGUGGACGUCGUACCACAACCCCAUCGGCGAUGACGAGUACCAUUGGCUUUCGGGUCUUCUCCUGCCUGGAUGAUGGGAUGGGCCAUGCAUCUGUAGAGAGAAUACUCGACACCUGGCAGGAAGAGGGCAUUGAGAACAGCCAGGAGAUCCUAAAGGCCUUGGAUUUCAGCCUUGAUGGAAAUGUCAACUUGACAGAAUUGACACUAGCUCUUGAAAAUGAACUUUUGGUUACCAAGAACAGCAUUCACCAGGCAGCUCUGGCCAGCUUUAAGGCUGAGAUCCGGCAUUUGUUGGAACGAGUUGAUCAAGUGGUCAGAGAAAAAGAGAAACUACGGUCAGACCUGGACAAGGCUGAGAAACUUAAGUCACUAAUGGCUUCGGAAGUGGAUGAUCACCAUGCGGCCAUAGAGCGGCGGAAUGAGUACAACCUUAGAAAACUAGAUGAAGAGUACAAGGAACGUAUAGCAGCCUUAAAAAAUGAACUCCGAAGAGAGAGGGAGCAGAUCCUGCAGCAGGUGGGCAAGCAGCGCUUGGAACUCGAACAGGAAAUCGAAAAGGCAAAAACAGAGGAGAACUACAUUCGGGACCGCCUUGCCCUCUCUUUAAAGGAAAACAGUCGCCUGGAAAAUGAGCUUCUGGAAAAUGCAGAGAAGUUGGCAGAGUAUGAGAAUCUGACAAACAAACUUCAGCGAAAUUUGGACAAUGUGUUAGCUGAAAAGUUUGGUGACCUAGAUCCCAGCAGUGCUGAAUUCUUUCUGCAAGAAGAAAGGCUGACUCAGAAGAGAAAUGAGUAUGAGCAGCAGUGCAGGGUAUUACAAGACCAAGUGGAUGAACUCCAGUCCGAGCUAGAAGAGUACCGUGCACAAGGAAAAGCAUUCAGGCUUCCCUUGAAGAACUCGCUGUCAGAAGAACUUGAUGUUAAUAGUGGCGGCAUUGAGCCUGACCAGGGACUGGGUUCUGAAGAAUGUAAUCCACUCAAUAUGAGCAUCGAGGCUGAGCUGGUCAUUGAACAGAUGAAAGAACAACAUCACAGGGACUUGUGUCACAUAAGACUGGAGCUUGAAGACAAGGUGCGCCAAUAUGAAAAGCAGUUGGAUGAGACCAGGCUCACCUGUGAAAAGGAGCAGGAGACCAUGAAGCAGAAGUACGAGCAUGGCAUGCACACCUUGGAAAAACAAAUAAAUGACCUUCAAAGUGAAAUUGCAGAACUCCAGGGGCAGGUCAUGGCACUGAAGGAGGUGCACCGGGAGACCUGCUGCCAGCAUGAGGAGGAGAAGAGGCAACUGCAGGUGACAUGGGAUGAGGAGAAGGCUCGCCUGAGGGAGGAGCUCAGGCUGGAGCACGAGCUGGAGCUCAAGGCCCGACUGCAGCAGGCGGAGGAAGGCUUUAGCCAAGAGAGGGAAGGACUCAUCCAGAGUAGCACCUGGACGGAGGACAAGGUGAGGGGCUUGACUCAGGACCUAGAGCAGUCUCACCAGGAGCAGCUGACAAGCCUGGUGGAGAAGCACACUCUUGAGAAAGAGGAGUUGAGGAGAGAGCUCUUGGAGAAGCACCAAAGAGAACUUCAAGAGGGAAGGGAAAAAAUGGAAACAGAGUAUAAUAGAAGAACUUCUCAUAUAGAAGCCCAGUUUCAGGCUGACUGUCAGAAAGUCACUGAGAGAUGUGAAAAUGCUCUGCAAAGCCUAGAGGGGCGCUACAGCAAAGAGCUGAGGGACCUUCUAGAACAGCAACUGGAGGAGAAAUCUCAGUGGCAGUUUGAGAAGGAUGAGCUCACCCAAGAGUAUGCAGAAGCCCAGGAGCAGCUUAAGAAGACUCUUCAGAGGGAGAAAGCAACUUCUUUGGUCCUGUCCCAGGAGAGAGAGAUGCUGGAGAAGACAUACAAAGAACAUUUAAACAGCAUGGUCCUAGAGAGACAGCAACUGCUCCAGGACCUGGAAGACCUACGGAAUAUAUCUGAAAGUCAGCAAAAUCUACUGUCUGAUCAGAUACUUGAGCUGAAGAGCAGUCACGAAAAAGAACUGAGAGACCGAGAGCAGGUCCUCUGCCAGGCAGGUGCCUCAGAACAGCUGGCCAGCCAGCAGCUUGAACAGUUACAAAUGGAACGUGAACAGGAAAGGCAGGAGAUGGUGGCCAAGCUUCUGGCCAUGGAGACCAUCCACAGAGUGACCUGUGAGAAAGCAGAUCGAGAGAGGGCUGAGAUGAGCACAGAAAUCUCCAGACUGCAAAAUAAAAUUAAGGACAUGCAGCAGGCAGCAAAUCCUCUCUCCAGGCUUCAGGGUAGCUGUCAAACAACAGGAGAAGAUGAGGAGGAAGGAAAUGGGACCAUGUCCCUGCUUCAGCAAGGGGAACAGCUGUUGGAAGAAAACGGAGAUGUCCUUGUAAGCUUGCAGAGAGCUCAUGAACGCGCAGUGAAGGAAAAUGUGAAAAUGGCUUCUGAGAUUUCCAGAUUGCAGCAGAGGCUGCAAAGACUAGAGCCAGGGUCGGUGAUGUCAUCUUGUUUAGAGGAGCCAACUACUGAGUUUUUUGGAAAUUCUGUGGAACAGACAGAAUCAUUUUCAUCCCCAAACCAAAUGAAGCAAGAAAAAGGUGAAACUGCACCAUGCAGGCUAAGUGACUUGCAAGAUGAUAAGGUCCAGGACCUGGGGAGUACUGCGACAAGCUCUGUUCAGAGACAGGAGGUCAAAAUUGAGGAGUCUGAAGCUUCCAUAGAGAGUUUUUCUGAGCUAGAAAACAGUGUAGAGACCAGGACCGAAUCCUGGGACCUGAAGAAUCAGAUUAGUCAGCUUCGGGAGCAACUAAUGAUCUUACGCGCAGAUUGUGACCGAGCUUCCGAAAAGAAACAGGACCUGCUUUUUGAUGUUUCUGUGCUAAAAAAGAAACUAAAAAUGCUUGAGAGAAUCCCUGAGGCUUCUCCCAAGUAUAAGCUGCUAUAUGAAGAUGCAAGCAGAGAAAAUGACUGCCUCCAGGAAGAGCUGAGAGUGAUGGAGACACGCUACGAGGAGGCUCUGGAGAACAACAAAGAGCUCACUGUGGAGGUUUUCAGGUUGCAGGAUGAGCUAAAGAAAGUGGAAGAAGUGACUGAAACAUUCCUUAGCCUGGAGAAGAGUUAUGAUGAGGUCAAAACAGAAAACGAGGAGCUAAACGUUCUGGUUUUGAAGCUUCAAGGGAAGAUUAAAAAACUGCAGGAAAGAGCAGCCUUGCAGUGUGGCUCCUUCUCCUUGUGGGAAGACUGUUCAGACAACUUGAAGGUCGAGUGUGAUGAGAAGGUACUUGAACUCAAUCAGACGCUGGAAGAGUGUGUGCCUGAGGUUUUGAGGGCAUGCCAUAUUUUAGAAGAAUGCAACCAAGAAAACCAGGGCCUUGAGCAGGGCAGAACGCGAAUCUCCAAAAAAGUAAAAGCACAUGAAAUCCCUCAGGUGUAUGGAACAGUUCAGACAUAUCAAGAAAAUUCCAGAGGUGGGACUCAAGUUAUACUGGAGGAAAGCCCUGUUCUCCUAGGCCUUCAAGAUAAACAUGUUCAGCGUCAGGCCACAAUAGCAGAGUUAGAACUGGAGAAACAGAAGCUACAGGAGCUGACUAGAAAGUUAAGGGAGAGAGUCACUACCUUAGUUAAGCAGAAAGAUGUACCUUCUCAGGCAGAGAAGGAGGAAGAGCUGAAGGCAAUGAUGCAUGAUUUGCAAAUCACAUGCAGUGAGAUGCAGCAGAAAGUUGAACUUCUGAGAUAUGAAUCUGAAAAGCUUCAAGAGGAGAAUUCUAUUUUGAGAAAUGAAAUUACUACUUUAAAUGAAGAAGAUAGCAUUUCUAGCCUGAAAUUAGGAAAAUUAAGUGGAUCUCAGGAAGAACUGUGGCAAAAAAUAGAAACUGUAAAACAGGAAAAAGCUGAAGUUCAGAAGGUGGUUGAAAAUUUAAAAAAACAGAUUUCAGAUUUAAAAAUCAAAAACCAACAGUUGGAUUUGGAAAAUGCAGAGCUUAGCCAAAAGAACUCUCAAAACCAGGAAGAAUUGCAAGAACUUAAUCAACGUCUGGCAGCAAUGCUAUGCCAGAAGGAAAAAGAGCCAGGAAAUAGUAAAUUCAAGGAAUGGGAACAAGAAAAGUCUGAUCUGAAAGAAGAACUAGAACACUGUAAAGUGCAGUCCUCCACUUUAGUGUCUUCUUUGGAAGCAGAACUUUCUGAAGUUAAAAUACAGACUCAUAUUGUGGAACAGGAGAACCUCCUUCUCAAAGAUGAACUGGAGAAAAUGAAACAACUGCACAGAUGUCCUGAUCUCUCUGACUUCCAGCAAAAAAUUUCUAGUGUUCUAAGCUACAAUGAACAACUGCUGAAAGAAAAAGAAGCUCUGAGUGAAGAAUUAAAUAGCUACGUGGAUAAGGUGGCAAAAUCAAGACGUUUAGAGCACAGAAUUGCUACAAUGAAGCAAGAACAAAAGUCUUGGGAGCACCAGAGCGAGAGCUUGAAGUCACAGCUGGUGGCUUCACAGGAAAAGGUUCAGAAUUUAGAGGAAACCCUGCAGAAUGUGAAUCUUCAAAUGUCUCGGAUUAAAUCUGACCUCCGAGUGACUCAGCAGGAAAAGGAAGCUUUGAAACAGGAAGUGAUGUCUUUACACAAACAACUUCAGAAUGUGGGUGACAAGAACUGGGACCCAGAAAAAGCCACCCAUCCAUCAGGGCUCCAUAGCCAGCAGAAAAGGCUGUCUUGGGACAAGUUGGAUCAUCUGAUAAAUGAGGAACAACAGCUGCUUUGGCAAGAGAAUGAGAGACUCCAGACUGUGGUACAGAACACCAAAGCAGAACUCACACACUCCCGGGAAAAGGUUCGUCAGUUGGAAUCCAACCUUCUUCCCUCCAAGCACCAAAAACAUCUAAACCCAUCAGGUACUGUGAAGCCCACAGAGCAAGAAAAGUUGAACUUAAAGAGAGAAUGUGAUCAGUUUCAGAAAGAACAAUCUCCUACUAAUAAGAAGGUUAAUCAGGUGAAUUCCCUUGAACGAGAAUUAGAAACAAUUCAUUUGGAAAACGAAGGCCUGAAAAAGAAACAAGUGAAACUGGAUGAGCAGCUACUGGAGAUGCAGCACCUGAGGUCCACUGUGAUGCUUAGCUCAUCCCCUCACUGGGAUCUGCAGCUGCUCCAGCAGCAAGCCUGUUUGAUGGUGCCCAGGGAGCACUUUCUGCAGCUUCAACACCAGCUACUACAGGCAGAAAGGAGAAAUGAGCACCUACAGGAGGAACUUGACAACAGGACCUCCGAAACCAACACACCACAGGGAAGCCAGGAACAGCUGGUAACUGUCAUGGAGGAACGAAUGAUAGAAGUUGAACAGAAACUGAAACUGGUGAAAAGGCUUCUUCAAGAGAAAGUGAAUCAGCUCAAAGAACAACUCUGCAAGAAUACUAAAGCCGAUGCAAUGGUGAAGGAUUUGUAUGUUGAAAAUGCCCAGUUGCUGAAAGCUCUGGAAAUGACCGAACAGCGACAGAAAACAGCAGAGAAGAAAAAUUACCUCCUAGAAGAGAAGAUUGCCAGCCUCAGUAAUAUAGUCAGGAACCUGACACCAGCACCAUUGACUUCUAUGCCUCCCUUGAGGUCAUAGCCACACCAAAGGAUGCACUCAUUUUUGUGCACUUUACUGAAAGAGAAGGAACAUUUCAGUAGUAUCUCUUAACCCUGUUUAAAAAAAAAAACAAAAAACUUUCAAUGGCUUAAAAUUAAGCCAACCUAAAUUUUGGAGUCUAUUCAUUGUAACAAUUUGACUGUUAAAAUUUAACACUUACAAAUAAUUUAUUUUUUAAGUAUUCUAGUAGGUACCAAGAAAAUUAAUAUAUGAAAACAAUUUAAGAAACUUUAAAUCCCAGUUUUCAAUGUGUUUUUAAAGCACCAUUGUAUGCCAAUAUGUAUACAUAUAAAUUCCAUAUAUUUAAGUUUGAGACCUUACUAAAAUGGUUAUUAGGGACUUUAUUUAAAAACAAAUUUAGGUAUUGCACAUUUAAAUACUGAAAAAUCAUUCUGCUUUUAAUAGUUUUGGUUCUUUGAUAGGAGGGCUGGGCUCAGUAAUUGAGACCAGAAAAACCCAAGUCCAUAGAGCUCUACCUUCUUCCACUUACUAUUACUACUCUUGCUAUGUGAGAGGUUUAGAACUGAUUUACUCAACUGCACUCUUAACUAAUGAUGAAGCUUUACUUUUCUUUAAACAGUCUUUUUCUUCCUCCUCUUAGAAGUUUCAUUUGGUCCCUCAUUUUCUAAAAAAUGGAUAAAGCCACAUUCUUAAAGCAUUUGAACUGUAGGAAAAGCACUGAACAAACCACUUUGGACUACACACUCACUCUUGGAGAAGGGAUAUGCGGUCCAUGUGAGUUUUCCUAUCUCAAAAGUCUUGGAGGUCAUGGACUUAUCUGUGAGGUUGCCUCAAGAACUCAGGGAACAUUUCUUUAAACUGUCUUCCUGAACUACUGCCAGGCCUCUCUAAGAAUUUGAGAUGUAUAAACCAUGUGACCUUAUUUAUUUGUCUUAUAUAUUUCCAGCCAUAGGGUUUUCAUGUACAUUUUAGUGCAUUUAAGUGUUUGAAAAAGGCCUUGAUUUUAGCGUUAAAAACUUUUUCCAACUUAUAGGAGAGUUGUUAUUGUUUAUUAAAUAUAGGUCAAAAUUGUCCAUGCUUCUUACUCUGCUAUACCUCAAAUCUGAUCCUAAGAAUUCCUUACUGUGGUAAGUAUUGGCAUGCCAUCUGAAGCAAAGGAAUGUCAUCAGGACUUCCCAUUCUUUCUCAAGAUCAGGAAUCAUGGAACAGUAAACAUUUUAAACUGGAUAACACCCCCACCACCUCCAGUUUAAUUCUUUGCUUCUAACCUACUUCCUCCAGUGGAUGGCGGAAGACUUACAAGGUGCAGAAUGCUACUAAAGCUCAUCACAGCCACCUACUUGUCUUCAUGGGAGAGUAAUGAGAUCAGAAAUUUUUACUUUGAUGUAUUUCAGGAGGUUCUUUCUAUUUAUAAAGAGUAUAACAGAAAUCAAACACUGCUUUAUAGGCAGAAACACAAGAUAAAGCCAGCUGCCUAAGAAGUCAUAUAAUGCCAGAAAAUCAAUCUCAACAAAAUAAUUUCCAUCAAGGAACUUCAGAGAUCCUAACAGGCUAACCACUUGUCAGUCCAGGAGUCCUCACUACCAGGCCCUUGAAAAGGCACUGCUACUCACGGGACUAGGAGUCCACACUGGUGAAGCAGAACUUUCAGGAUUUGCAUAGCUCUUAUUGGAAAGCUUUGAUUUCCCCCUGGAAAAAGAAUUUUAAUCCUUCCCUAUAAUAUGCUUCCAAACAUUUGCCAUCUACUAUCAUGCCUUCCCUAAAUCUUUUCUGUCCUGUGCAGAUAUUCUCAGCAAACUCAAGUACUUGUAUGGCACUAGCUUUAACAGAAAACUUUUCACUUAAAACUGUGGUUUGGCCUAGGCUGAGGUCAACAAUAAACUAAGCAUCUGUAGUGGGUUUAUGUGACAUGCUUCAAGUUACCCAAGGAACCACUGGAACCAGACACCACGCAUAUUUCUCAGUCAACUUAGCAUGUGGUCACAUUUGUAUUUUUUAUUUUUAUUUUUUACAUUAUGAAAAGUGUAGGUUAAUUUGUUUCCUAUGAAUUUGUAUUAUGUGUAUAUAAAAUGUUGUAUGAUUAAUGUAAAUAUGGCUUUGGGGAAAGUUUUAGACUGCACAUAGAAUCCCUUUAUCCAAAAUACAAAUACAAAAUAAUACUUAAUCCAAAAUCAGAUGCAAGUAAAUUUAGCCACAUAUCGGAACUUAAUUUCCUGCUUUUCCACUACAAAAUUGGAAAGAUGAUGAAUAUAAGAAACAUCAGGGAUACCUUAAAUUUAUACAUUUUUGUGACAGUUUAUUUUUGAGAAAGUUUAGAGUGGGAGUUUUAAGAGAUCAUUUAUGAUAUAACUUAGAGUUUAAACCGAAUUUCAAAGAGAUUAAAUGUAAACUUCAAAUUAUGUUUAGCUUUUGUUUACAGAUUUGUUGUUGUUGUUAUUUGGAACUUGGGAUUUAAGCCAGGGGGCACUUCACUACUCAGCUAAUGCACAGCUUUUUUUAUUUUUAGAAGAGUCUCACUGAGUUGCUUAGGGUCUUGCUAAGUUACUGAGGCUGGCCUCAAACGUGUGAUCCUCCUUGCCUCUCAAGCCAUUACAGAUGUUACCAACUGUGCCCAUCUGCUUUUAGACUUCUUAAUGGCACUCUUCAUAAUCACAAGUUAUGUAUUUUAUAGGCAUUCAGCUGCUUUUUUAUUAAAAGCACUGGUUUUUAAACUUUAUUUUUAUCUAAGUACAGUUAUUUAAAAUAGUCUUACAAGACUAGAUCUUCAUUUUAAAGAAAAAUCAAGUUUACCUUGGGGAUAAUACAUUACAUAAGAAAAGGAAACUGUGGGUAGUAAAGCCUUUAUUAUCCUAUUUUCCUUUCUUCUGCUAUUUAAAAGUUUGAAUCCAAGCUCAGAUCUAUGAAGGAAGAAAAGUGGAGGAGAGGGGUAGAACCAACCACAGCAUUUUGUUUUAUUUAUUUUUCUAAGACUCUUACUAAAUCUAGGUUUUGAAAGUUGUUUUAAAUAUGAAUCCAUCCCUUAAGUAUCAGUGUACUAUUGAUAUAUUCAUCAGUGCAUUUUACACAAAUAGAUCAUGAAAUAAUAGGCUUUUGAGGCAUAGAAAGAGAUCUUACGGGUCUAGUAUUUUAAUAAUGCACCAGUACCUAGAACAGGUAUUGUUUUGAGGGGAAAAAUUUUAAUGAAAUGAAUAAGGUUUUGUGACAGAUUUAGGCUUUUUAACACAUGGAAAAUGAAUUUGUGAUUUCUCUUUUUAUUUUGUUAAAUGAAGAAAAGGAAACAUUCAGCUAUUGUCAACAUCUUUGAAGGUAUUCCAAAUCAAGGCAAGUCUAAGUGCUUUGCAAUACUGUAAUAUUAAGCAAGUCAUGUUUUGAAUGGAUUACCUGUAAUGAAUGAUUCAUUUGAAUAAUGUAAUUAUAUAAGUAAUGCCCAAACCAAGUCAAAGCCUAACAACCAAAGUACUCAUGUUUAAAAUAUAUUCAUUAUAUCUUGUUUGGACCUCUUUAAACAUCUCAGCACUGUAAAACAAUUUUGGUUUUAUGGCAUAAUUUUUUAUGGAUAACUAUUCAACAAGUCAAAGCUUUUUGUUUCUCAACUUUUUUAAAUGAUACAAAUUUGAUUUAUUCUCAUUGAGGAGACACACUAUCACAGCAUGGUUUAAGAAAAUACUGGUUUUGUAAAAUAAAACCUGAAUUCAUCUAAAAUCCAUAGAACUUUCUUCCAAUAAAGAUGAGUGUAUGUGUUUAUAUCAGCUUUGUAUAUUUCAUCUUAGCCAUUCUAUCCUAGAAAGAUUUUAAUGUGAGCUUAAAAUGUAAAUAAAUAAUUUUACAAAUAUA